Molecule: messenger RNA, 1268 nt
Organism: Microcebus murinus (gray mouse lemur)
Lineage: Eukaryota; Metazoa; Chordata; Mammalia; Primates; Cheirogaleidae
Gene: FGL1
Product: fibrinogen like 1
Biological process (GO): platelet aggregation; fibrinolysis; positive regulation of heterotypic cell-cell adhesion
Cellular component (GO): fibrinogen complex
Molecular function (GO): extracellular matrix structural constituent; protein-macromolecule adaptor activity
Source: RefSeq, a predicted model, not a curated record
UGAAAGCAGUUAGAGGAUCCUGGGAAGCUGAGUGUCUGGAUGGAGCCUAAGCUGGGUAUGGUACUAACCAUAACUCAGGAAACAACUGUGAGCUCUUGGGAAAGUUCUUUCAAUGGGGAAAAUGAUGAAGAUGAUCAGUUUCAUCCUUGUUGCCACUGCCGUGGUGAUGACCAGGGAAAGUUGGGCUUUUGAGAACUGCGCCCGGGAGCAGGCGCGGCUCAGAGCCCAGGUGCACCUGCUUGAGACCCGGGUCAAACAGCAACAGGUCAAGAUCGCACAGCUUUUGUAUGAGAACGAAGUCCAGCUCCUUGAUGAUGGAACCUACAAUAAUGUCCUUGAUCUUGGAGGCAAGAGGCAGUAUGCAGAUUGUUCAGAGAUUUUCAAUGAUGGCUAUAAAAACAGUGGAUUUUACAAAAUCAAACCUCUCCUGAGCCCAGCAGAAAUCUUUGUUUAUUGUGACAUGUCUGAUGGAGGUGGAUGGACUGUAAUUCAGAGACGAUCUGAUGGCAGCGAGAACUUUAACAGAGCCUGGAAUGACUAUGAAAAUGGCUUUGGAAAUUUUGUCCAAAAAAAUGGUGAAUAUUGGCUGGGUAACAAAAAUCUUCACUUAUUGACCACACAAGAUGACUACACUUUAAAAAUCGACCUUACAGAUUUUGAAAAAAAUAGACGUUACGCACAAUAUAAAAAUUUCAAAGUCGGAGAUGAAAAGAAUUCCUAUGAGUUGAAUAUCGGGGAAUAUUCUGGAACAGCUGGAGACUCCCUUGCAGGGAAAUUUCAUCCUGAGGUGCAGUGGUGGGCGAGUCACCAAAGAAUGAAAUUCAGCACUUGGGACAGAGAUCAUGACAACUAUGAAGGGAACUGCGCACAGGAAGAUCAGUCCGGCUGGUGGUUUAACAGAUGUCACGCUGCAAACCUGAAUGGUUUGUACUACGGUGGCCCCUACACCGCUACGACGGACAAUGGGAUCAUCUGGUACACCUGGCAUGGGUGGUGGUAUUCUCUGAAGUCUGUGGUUAUGAAAAUUAGACCAAAUGAUUUUAUUCCAAAUACUGUUUAAUUGUCUCUGUUGGGCCUUCAUUUCUGCAAUUCUUGUUGGUUUUGAAUGACUUGAAAAUAGCAAUUCUGAACAUGCCCAUGUAUAACAACAGCAAUUGUUGUGUGUUCUACUACUACUUUUCAUUCUUCUUACUUGCCUUUAUUACUUAAUGUACUUUAAGUAUAGCAGAUAUGCAAUAUUCACCAAAUAAAUGUAGAUUGUGUUAAUA